This is a messenger RNA of Gasterosteus aculeatus aculeatus (three-spined stickleback), 1733 nucleotides long. It is a transcript of the gene cstpp1, whose product is annotated as centriolar satellite-associated tubulin polyglutamylase complex regulator 1. NCBI's taxonomy places the organism in Eukaryota, Metazoa, Chordata, Actinopteri, Perciformes, Gasterosteidae. The record is from RefSeq and is a predicted model, not a curated record.
CACAACAUCUGGGCCACCAUAUUUGGACCACAUCCAUGUUGAGAACGGGCGGUGCUGAGUCGGCACCAUCAUAAAGCUACAGCAAUAGCCCUAUAUCGCGCCCCUUUAGUAGAGAGGAUGACUCGAGUGAACCGGUUCAAUUCCCCUGUCCCUGACCACGAGUACCUCGCGGACGGGGACGUGCUGUUCUACCUGAGGGACGCAGUGACCCAGCUCCUGGACCACCAACAGGAGUACACCACGUUCGGGCUGAUCCGCUACUUCGCUGAAUAUUUCAGCAGUGUGAAGAACAGUAACCAUGUACUCUUCAGAGAAUAUAACUACAUCAGGGCCACUCCCCAUAACAGGGCCUCCUUCAUCCGAGUCUUCUGGAGAUGUUACAGACAGAUUGGCAAAAGCGGUGACUUACUGUCCACGCUGGAGUACAGGUCGCUUCUGCAGUUAUUGUGUCCAGACUUCCCUUUGGAGAUGGUGCAGCGUGCAGCCAGAAUUGUUCAGAUGGAAGAUGUCGUAGACUGUCUGAUGUCUUUUUCUGAUUUCCUUUAUGCCCUCCAGCUGCAUUUCUACUACCCAGAGUUCCUGAACAGCAUGCUGCUGAUCUACCAGGAUCUGUUAGCAGGGAAGAGUCCCAACACCGUCAUCGUUCCCACAUCCACCUCCAUCGACCUGCUCCGUUCUGUGGCUGCAGAGAACAUCAGCAAGGAAAAGCAGCAGCAACAGCAGGACGGAGUAGACCCGUCCACUCUAGCUCAGUGCAUUGAUGCCCUCUGUGACAGGUUCAAACACAGUCAUCCCCCCAGGUCCUGCAUGAGGGAAGUACUUGGACAGACUAACAAAGUCUAUUACUACAGCUUCCUAAUGAGCCUGGCCAAACACGAGAGCAUCAACCAAACUAUUGGGGCACUACCCAGCAGGGCAGAGUUUCUCAUUGAUCCAGAGAUGGACCAGGACCUGGACAAACUAAUUGCUCAGAUCUCAGUAAGUCCCAGCAGCAACAGCAGCGGUAGUGCGGUGGGGGGGCUGAAGGAGGUGCACAGGAGAGCCUCCCCCAGGAGGAACAUCCACCACAGGAGGAAGAUUGAGGUGGAAAGCGAUGGUUCCACGGAAGAGACCGACUCCUCUGAAAACUGACCUCUUUCAGUAGUCUGACACCUCCCCUUUCAUCUUAAGUGGUGUGGUUUAUGUCACAACUUUCAUGUAAACCCAAAAUAGUACUGGACCACUCCAGAGAACACUCCAGCUAGCAACAGACCGUCUGCUUUUCGUCCACCAGUGAUGUCCAGAAAAGGGAAAUGAGUCUUCAUGAGGACCCUUGCACUCAAGAUGGACUGAUUAUGCUAUGUAUUAUUGGCCUACAGUAUGUUCUGCUCAUGUGAUAGUCUCAUGCACACGAACAUGUAACUGCUCUGGAGCAAUUUUUAAUUUUACUGCGAUCUUAAAAUUUACAGUUAGGAGUAUAUUUUAUUUUGCUAACAGUGAGUGGUAUAACUACGCUGAAUUACAGUUCACACAAUUCUACCUGAAAUUUGAUUGUUAUAUUGGAGAAGACUCAUGAUAGCAUACCAUAAUGAAACCAAUACAUUACAUUAAGACUGUUCGCAUUUCAUUAGACUAGAUUAGUGCCUCUCUUCUAUUAAAAGGUCCUUUUUUGGCUGUAUUGGUUUAUUUGUUAAAACCCCGACCAUUUUCUUUGUUUUUGGUCUGAGUUUUACAUAAAUACUUCACACAUCAAA